Molecule: messenger RNA, 1128 nt
Organism: Syzygium oleosum
Lineage: Eukaryota; Viridiplantae; Streptophyta; Magnoliopsida; Myrtales; Myrtaceae
Exons: 1
Coding region: 1-1128 (375 amino acids)
Biological process (GO): regulation of transcription by RNA polymerase II
Cellular component (GO): SAGA complex
Molecular function (GO): transcription coactivator activity
Source: RefSeq, a predicted model, not a curated record
AUGCAACCGCCGCCGAGUCGGCCCUCGCGUGUAGACCUGACCGCGCUGAAAGCACGGAUUGUCAAGAGAAUCGGGCCGGAGAGGUCGGGGCAGUAUUUUCGCUAUUUGAACGGAUUUUUGAGUUUGAAGCUGAGCAAGGCCGAGUUUGAUAAGCUCUGCUGGAAGCUUCUUGGGAAAGACAAUGUUAGACUCCACAACCAGCUCAUACAUGCAGUUUUGAAGAACGCUCACGGGAAAGUCCCUCCACCAUUGCUAAAUAACGAUAGGGAUCUGUUGGGUACCAAUGAUGGGCCCAUCCCCCUGCAGAAUAAAGAUUUUAUUCCUUUUCCACCGCAAAGAUCGCCAAAGGGUAUCUCUGAGGGCCUGAACGGGAUAGUUAAUUUCGCCCCUCGUCUUCCGACGGCUGAGAACUGUAAGGUCAGUUUGGAAGAUCAGAAUCCUAAUUGUCUGGCUUUACUGAAGCCGGUGCAGCAUCAUCAAGAAGCAGAGAAAGACAUUAGACUGCCAAUUACGAAUAUACCAAGGAGCGGUUUAGUCGGUGCAAGAACCAAGGACCAGAGUAAGCUAACAAUUUCUAAAUAUGCAAAAGAAGUAUGCAUCAGACAUCAAGUCCACGCUCCUCUGGGAAUCUCACUCUGCCCUGCUAGGGCAGGUGGUGCCCAGAGAACCUUAGCACUCGCGAGCAAUAUUAGAUGUUCAAGCUUUCGUGAUGAAGGUGGGCUGCUAGAUACCAAGACAUUGAGAGACCGCAUGCAGCAGGUUGCUUCAGCUCAGGGGCUGGAAGGGGUGUCAAUGGACUGUGCGAGUUUACUGAAUAAUGGGUUAGAUGCUUACUUAAAGGGGCUUAUCAGGUCUUGCAUUGAGGCGAUGAAAACGAGAUGUGGGGGUCGGUUGAGAAAAAGCAGUGUCCACAUGAACGGCUUUUCAAAAGAUAAAGUCAUCUUGCCAAGUGAUCGAUUUUGGCUACAAAAUGUUGGUAGGCCUUUAGAAUUUAGGGAGGAAGUGAAACUCCCAUUUGUCAUAUCGAUGUUGGACUUCAAGGUUUCUAUGGAGCUAAAGCCUCAGCAGCCUGGGGAAGACUGGCCAUUGCUGCUAGAGAAAAUAUGCGCACGUGCAUUAGAGGGCUAA